Molecule: messenger RNA, 3980 nt
Organism: Eleginops maclovinus (Patagonian blennie)
Lineage: Eukaryota; Metazoa; Chordata; Actinopteri; Perciformes; Eleginopidae
Product: fibronectin type III and SPRY domain-containing protein 2
Exons: 13
Coding region: 1253-3136 (627 amino acids)
Molecular function (GO): protein binding
Source: RefSeq, a predicted model, not a curated record
UGCAGAUUUUCAAAGUACUCCUCAACAUCCCGCUCAUCCUGCGUGAACAACGUGUCGAGCACAAUCUUUCUUCCGCACACGUCAAUAGCCGUGCUGAAGUAUUUCUCCAGUUUCCUGCACGGCGUGUCUGUAUCCCUCUCAUCAUCAUCCUCCCCGGGACCUCCUGACCUGCUGCGACUCAGGAAGAGCAGGUCCCAAAUGUUGCCUUGGUCGAACUCUGAUAAGUCCGGAAAGCAGUGUGUCAAGAUGUCCGCUACACACGUGAACUGCAAGUGGAUGUGUUUGAGGUCGCUGACGGAGAAGAGUCCGGCCCAGCUCACCUGAGGGUCUCCGGAGACUCCCUCAGCUCUGCGUUUCUGUCGCUGUAGCGUCCGGUUGUGGCAGGUGACGGCGAAUUUACACUCGAUGACGCUCCACUGUACGAUGAAACCCAGCUUAAACGUCUCCGGUUCUUCAAAUAUGUUACUUUUCACCGCCACCCACCCAUCCAGACUGUCCAAACGCUCAGUUUCUACGUUAUUCAUCUUAAAAACAGUUGUUUCACUUCGGCCCCCGAGAAGCUUUUGGCUCUGUUUACCAUGUCAGCCAUUGAUGUGACGUAAGCCGCCUUCAAGGAUCUCUGAUAUAUCCGGAACUAUCUGCUUCACUAGAGCACAACAUUUAAAAAUAUAACAACUGCAUUUGCCAUUUUGAUACAAUCCCAUCGACUUACAACUCUUUUUAUAUAUAUAGUAUUGUAUAUAUUAUAUGGUUAGAACGGUUAAGUAUUGCUUGAUUUCUAACGUAACAUCAUCAGUAUUAGCUAUUUUAGUUCGUUUCCAAUGUACUGAAAUAGCAAAUUGUGUUAUUAACGAGGAACCAGGAAGGCAUCAUAAUAUCCAUGCAAUGUUUUCAACUUCGACCUUUGAAUCACAUGUUAGGGGAAUUCCACCUCCUUAAUAGCAAUACAUGAAAACUGAUAUCGGUUUUAAGUUACAUAAGUAUACAGUGUUAUCAAAACGAAGGUUUAUUAUUAGUUGUGUGCUUUCUUUCAAUAAAUAUCCAACUUUCUGCAUGUGUGUGUUUGGCAUUCCUAUGAUAUUUGAGCAAUCCGAGUAGCCUACCAUCUAUUUUCGUCACAGCUGCUGGGUGAGGGUUGGACUGCCCACAGAGCUGAUUUGUCGGAGACCCGUGUUGGCCUAAAAUGGCCGUUGAGAACCGACUGGUUUGCUGAUUUAUCAAGAAACUUUUGGAACUCCCACAGCCUCUUCUCAUGGACUUGUUUGAGAUCAGAGGAGGCACACUUGAUGUGAUUGCAGAGGAAGCUGAGCACCAGGAUUUGAGCAGAAACUCAACCAUAAUGGCAGACAGAGAAGCGAGGGCCACCCGAGGUGUGUCCACCUACCAGAGGUUUUCUGUGGACACUAAUGAGUCCCUUCAUUUUGAGCCCUGUGAGGACAGCCUUCCUUCUCCCACUCCACCAGAAUAUGAACUGGAUGAUGACAAUGUGUUCAAAGAAGGAGAAACUGAGAGUGAGAUUGUCACAGUCAGGAAUCAAUUGCAAGGGAAAGUUGCUGAAAUGGAGAACUUUGCAGGUCAUCUGGAAGAAAUCUUUCUCACUGUGGAGGAGAAUUUUGGCCGCCAGGAGCAGCACUUGGAGCAACACUACAACGAUGUGCUACUCACGCUAUCUCAGCGUUACGACGAGAGGGCGGCGGGCCUGGAGGAGGAGAAGAAGGGCAAGCUGGAGGCGCUGUACAAGCAGCUGCUGGGCUGUGGUCGAGCCAUGGAUGCCUCCAAGGAGCUCAUUGAGACGGCCCAGAAGGUGUACCGCAGCCAGGACAAGAGGCUAUUCCUGAAGGCAGUUAUGCCCACCAUUAAAAGAAUUGAGGACUUUGCCAAAGAGGAGGUAGUGCUCACGUUGUCUACAAGUCUGGAGUUUAACACACCCCUCUCUGACAUGUCGGAUGUUAAAACCAUGAUGGACUCCAUCAACGUUGUUCCAGCUCCAUCAGCCCCGGUAAUCAACCCACAGAUGCCCAACUCUGCCUCCCAGACGUCCCUGCGUGUGUGCUGGAGCCUGUUCUCCGAUGACACGGUGGAGUACUAUGAGCUCUACUACAGGCCGGUGCUGGAGGAUACACCAGCAGACAGCACCUGUGCACCACCUGUCAGCAAGGUGAAAGUGAAGGAGACCCACUGCACUGUGGCAGAUCUACUGCCAAACGCUCAGUAUGAACUCUGGGUGACUGCCACCAACACCACGGGUAUCAGCCCAGCAAGCGAGAAGGCCUUAUACAUGACAGUGCCAUCGCCACCAGUGAUAAAGCAGAGGGAAUGCACCAGCUGUCCAGAGGCUGCUCUGAUCCGCUGGGAGUCAGGGAACACCAACCCUGUAGACUCCUACACGGUGGAUCUCAGUGAGAUGGGCACUGAUGGCACCGAGAACGCUAUAACUGAGUCUAUUGUAGCCGUGCCCACCUGUCAGUGUCUGAUCCAGCUGCAGACAGGACGCCGUUACCUCAUCUCUGUGAGAGCAGUCAACAUUGGUGGGCCCAGCGACAGGAGUGAAGUUAUCACCGUCUCCACGACAGGUACACUCUUCUACCUCCUGGAGGAAACGGCCCAUUCUUGCCUGUCCAUCUCUGAGGACGGCUUCACAAUAUUAUAUGGCGACGAGGAGCUGCCAAUCAGCGCUAUGGCCUUAGACGAUAACAACACCUUUAGCAGAUGUGUUGCUGUCCUGGGGGAUCUGAUCCCGGUGCGAGGCAGACAUUACUGGGAAGUUGAGGUGGAUGAUGGGACAGAGUUCAGGAUUGGAGUUGCAUCUGAGGAAACGGAAAGGAACUCCUACCUCGGAGCCAACAACAACUCCUGGUGUAUGAGACACAUUCUCACUCCAUCCAGGCAUAAAUUUGAGUUUCUGCACAACGGCUGGAGUCCUGACCUGAGGAUCACAGUGAACCCGGUGCGGAUCGGGGUGGCACUGGACUACGAGAGGGGGACUCUGUCCUUUUUUAAUGUGGAACUGGAACAACAUCUACACACCUUCCAGUGUAUCUUCCAAAGUUAUGUCCAGCCCUGCUUCGGCCUGGAUAACCCAGGAGCUCUUACUGUGCACAAUGGUAUCGAGGCUCCCGAGUAUGCAUUCAUCUGACACCAGAAUUAUGAUGGAAUAAACCCCAGGGCUGAGAGGACGUGAAAUAACUUUGUUUUUCUUACUUACCAAAGUUCUGGGAGACAGUCCCAAAAAGUAAACGCAUAUGCCGGCUCUUCACAAUUGUAUAAACGGUGUAGGAUCCAAAGACAACAUGGCAUUUUUAAGUGUGUCUUUAUUAUAGUAUUCCAUGGGAACAGGCAUACACCAUUUUCCAAGAUAAGAAAAAAAGUUUCACUGAAUUUUACAAUAUGUAUUUAUAUCAUCAGUAACUGCAGCAGACCAAGUGUUUAAAUUAAAAAAUAGGGCUUGUUUUUGAUGAGCGAGAAGAUGCUUUUAAAAGUGUUUUAAGAAAGAAAAGAAUCCUGUAGUUAUACAAUAGUAUUCACCCUUUAAAAAAAAGGGAAAAUCCACCCUGAAUACUUUCACACUGAUAAGGGAGUAUUGUUUAAUAGUGACAUUUUCUUUACAAAAAUGUCUGUCUCUUAUGUGCAGGUUUUAGAGUCAGACUCUUAAGAAAAAGCUUUCUAUCAAGACAGCAAUAACAAAUAAAAAACUAUUUUCUAAAACCAUAAUCUUUAAUGAGCAUGAAGCCACAACAUGUGCUUUAUAAGUCAAUGUGGCGACAAAAAUAUGCACAAUCAGUGAACUAGUUGGCAGGGUUUUCUAUAUUUACAAUAGUGUUAUAGGUGGGCUUUGUGUAAAUAUGCCCACCCAUAGUAAAACCAACAGGUUCAUACUCAUUGUGUGACAUAACAGGGAAAACAAAAACUGAAGAAGAAGUACACAUGGCAAAACCUACACCAAGACAAGGAAAAAAAAACCUUUCUUCUUUAAGACCAAA